This is a messenger RNA of Coffea eugenioides, 1359 nucleotides long. Its product is annotated as ethylene-responsive transcription factor WIN1-like. The transcript is spliced from 2 exons. Gene Ontology annotation, biological process: regulation of DNA-templated transcription. The record is from RefSeq and is a predicted model, not a curated record. NCBI's taxonomy places the organism in Eukaryota, Viridiplantae, Streptophyta, Magnoliopsida, Gentianales, Rubiaceae. Gene Ontology annotation, molecular function: DNA binding; DNA-binding transcription factor activity. The coding region runs from base 150 to 878 and encodes 242 amino acids.
UAUAGUGUGGUAUAUAUUCCUCUCAAGGAUUUCCAUGCUUUCAAGUUCAGCCAUCUUGAUAUUUUUCCGCCGUCUGCACUGCAGAGGAUAUUCUUGUACUUCAAUUACUCUCUGCAAAUUUCCUCAACUCCGCACAGUCGCUUUAACAAAUGGUUCAGUCUAAAAAGUUCAGAGGUGUCAGGCAGCGCCACUGGGGUUCUUGGGUUUCUGAAAUUCGUCACCCUUUAUUGAAAAGGAGGGUGUGGCUAGGCACGUUCGAUACAGCGGAAGAAGCCGCUAGAGCUUAUGAUCAGGCAGCUGUACUAAUGAGCGGGAGAAAUGCGAAAACCAAUUUUCCAGUAGUCCAAAAUUCCGAUGAUGGUGAUGCUGCUGCUGAACCAGCGGACUCGAACGCUAGCAUUGUUACUGGUAAAGAUGGUACUACUUAUUAUAAAGUUCAGGAGGGGUCACCCUCGUCAUCACCUAAGGAUUUAUCAGAAAUUCUCCAUGCCAAGUUACGCAAAUGCAGCAAGGCACCAUCUCCCUCUCUUACUUGUUUAAGGCUUGACAUCGAGAAUUCUAACAUCGGCGUGUGGCAAAAGCGUGCCGGCCCAUCCUCCGAUUCAAAUUGGGUCAUGACAGUCGAGCUUCAGAAAAACAAGAAUACUUGUAACUCCAAUAAUAACGUUAACAUCAUUGCAGAUGAUCAAGGAGCAACGUUAUCCACUUCGUCUAAGGCUGCUGCAAGAAUCGACGGCCGAAGCCGGCAAAAUGAUCAAAUGGAUGAAGAGCAGAGAGUUGCCCUUCAGAUGAUAGAAGAACUUCUCAACAUCAACAGCCCUGCUGCAACAUUUGGCAUUUCUCAAGAAGAUCAGGGCAGUGGCUUUUACGUGGACUAGUAGUCCUUUUCAAUAACUUCGAAAUUUAUAAGCUCCUAUCUAUAAAUAAAACUUGAAAUGGAAUGAAGGCGUAGAUUUCAUUUCCUCCAAAAAAAAAAAAAAAGAAGGCAUAGAAUUCAUCAUGUCCACAAUCAUGUGUUGGUAAAUUUCGGCGUGGAGUUACACUACUAUUUGUUUCCUUGGUUGAGAUUUCACAGGUAAUCAUUGGUGCAAUUUUGAGUGUGCCGAUGGAGAAGAAGUCAAAUUGAAGUGCAGUAUUGGGACUUCACUCGGAGUCUAGAUUCCCUUGUAUUAUGCAAUGAAUUUUUGAGAUUUUCUUUUAUUCUCAUUAGAAAGAGGAAUUAAAUGGUUUCCUCCCAUUAUUUUUUUUGAAAAUGUGGUGGUUAUAAACAUAGUUUGUAAAAUUGAGAUCCUACGCAAAAAUAGUUUUGGGAUAAUAGGAUCGGAUUGCAGAAUCAUAAAAUUCUACUAAGAAUUACAU